UGAGAAACAACGAACGAAACGAAUCAUUAUUCAGACCGUUUUUAGCACACUGACCAGUCGAGUCUCAACUGCUACGGUAUAAUCAUGUAACUAGAACUAAGAGUUUUAAAACUUGGUUCAAGUGUUCAGAAAAAUAAUUAGAUGGAUGUUAGGAAUUUUCAACCAUCAAAAACAACGGUCUUAACACUACUACGUCCAUUUGGUAGUUGGAGGAUUUCGCGUAUCGUGGACUAAAGACCUCACGUUUAACGAUCUUUUAGGGUUUUGUUGUGUUCAUCUUAACAAUGGGAACAGUUCUCAGCAUCUCUCCAAGAGGACCGAAAUCCGCUUUUGACGAAUACUCAUCAAACUACGAGCAACUCUGUAAUGCUAAAAAUAAAGAAAAACAUGUGGAGAAAACCCAUUCCAAUCAGCAUGGACAUUUCAAGAAGCACUCGUUGUUCAUCAACGCUCUCACGUGGAAACACAUCAGCGUGCCCGGUAAAAAGAAGAGCGAAAAGAACAAAAACACGUCUUCUCGUCACCCACUAGACAACAUUGACUCUCUCGUGGACAACAACAAGAACAUUCAGAAGUCGUUAUCAUGUUAUAAUCUGAAAUGUAACAACGUCGGAUCAGCAGAAUUAGUCGCCAAAGGCGACAAUAGUUUCCAUAAAGUCGCUCCGCCUCCACUACCACCGAAGCCGACAGUAUUGUCUGGACACAACUUGGUCCGUCCCGCCCCUCCAGGAGCUCUAGCAGCUAGUGGAACAGUUGUUCCGAGUAGGCCACCCCCACCACAAAGCUCUCACAGGAAGACAGUAAUCCAGGCUUCCACUUCGGAACUCCUGAGGUCACUAGGUGAGUUUUUGUUCAGAAAAUGUCGGAAGGUUAAAGACUUCCAGGCCGGAGAUGCCGUUGUUUGGUUAAGAACGGUAGACCGCUCGCUGCUUAUCCAGGGCUGGCAAGAUAUCGCCUUCAUCAACCCAGCCAACGUUGUCUUUCUGUACAUGAUGGUCAGGGAACUGGUAAGUGACGAGAUCGAUAGUGAGCAGGAGCUGCAGGCCAUCGUGCUCACUUGUCUCUAUCUCUCCUAUUCGUACAUGGGAAACGAAAUCUCCUAUCCACUGAAACCUUUCCUUCUGGAAGAGACUAAAGAGAUGUUUUGGGACCGCUGUCUUCUCAUCAUCAACCUUCUCAGUGGUAAGAUGUUGCGUAUCAACAGUGAGCCUGGUUUCUUCACCGAAGUUUUCACUGAACUGAAGGCCUAUUGUCCGACCUCUGGUUAACACCAAUCAAACUCUAGGUGACUGACCAGAAAUUCGCGUAAAAAGGAUGUACCUUUAACCUGAAAGAAGAAAGUGUCACGUGGUCAAGGUCAUCUCAGUUAGAUUGACUGUGGGCUGUGCAGGACCUACUCAUCCUGCUUGUGUAGCCGCCCGAAGGUGGAAUCCUUUUUUAUACGAUUUCUGUUCUCUACUGUAUUAGGCAACUCCCUGCUUGUUGUCUAAUUAUAACUCAUGUAGUCCUUGCCAGUAUGGAGAUCUAUGUGGAUUUAAGCUAGACAAGAUCACAUGGAGAGGAAAUAUCAACAUCACCAUGGUUACUUGCUCUUCUCAUUAUUUGAAUUAAUGUGUACCUUAUUUACUGUAGUUAAACAAUACCUAGAUCACAUGGAGAGGAAAUAUCAACAUCACCAUGGUUACUUGCUCUUCUCAUUAUUUGAAUUAAUGUGUACCUUAUUUACUGUAGUUAAACAAUACCUAGAUCACAAGAGAAUAAACUUGUCAUAGUCAUU
Messenger RNA from Limulus polyphemus (Atlantic horseshoe crab), 1777 nucleotides. RefSeq names its product cyclin-dependent kinase 5 activator 1-like. The transcript is spliced from 2 exons. The coding region runs from base 285 to 1268 and encodes 327 amino acids. NCBI's taxonomy places the organism in Eukaryota, Metazoa, Arthropoda, Merostomata, Xiphosura, Limulidae. Gene Ontology annotation, cellular component: cytoplasm; protein kinase 5 complex. The record is from RefSeq and is a predicted model, not a curated record. Gene Ontology annotation, biological process: positive regulation of cyclin-dependent protein serine/threonine kinase activity; activation of protein kinase activity. Gene Ontology annotation, molecular function: protein kinase binding; cyclin-dependent protein serine/threonine kinase activator activity.